Messenger RNA from Stylonychia lemnae, 1269 nucleotides. The record is from the annotation of a GenBank genome assembly. NCBI's taxonomy places the organism in Eukaryota, Ciliophora, Spirotrichea, Sporadotrichida, Oxytrichidae.
AUGAUAGCCUAGACUAUGCCUAAGAGUUUAGAAAACAUUAGAAUCAAAGUAUAUUCAGAAAAAUCUGGAGUAUGGAAUUAAGGAAAAGUUAUAAAGUUUCUAGAAAACUCAAGACGAUUUAAAGUAGAAUUUGAAAAUGAAAAAGAAUAGAGAAUAGAUCUCACUAAGGUUUACUUUGUCAUUAAUUCUGAACCAAUUAAGUAGUCCAGUAGUACACUCCUGCCAAUUAAAAAAGAUAGCAAUAAGUACAAAUCUUAAGUAGUAAAAUUAUCUUGUAGCAAUAAACUACUUGGAAAAAGCUCAAAUAAAAUUCUUGGAAAAAGACCUUCCAAAUAAAAAAUCUAAAAAAAUUCUAAGGUAAGUGGCAAGUCAUUAAGUUCAAAGAGAUCUAAGUUUUCAAUGAAGGAUAUUGCUAUUGAUCCAAGGAUAGAUGAUCUAUUAGAAAAUGAAAUUUUGAUGGCAGAUUGUUAAUGGCAAAUAGCCGAGAUAGAGGGGAUUUAAAUACUAAGUAUGGAAAUUAGUGAAUCUAUAUUUGAUGAAGAUACCAUAUUCAUUCAACAAACAUUAUAAUAAGAGGAAAUCAAGACAGAUAAAAGAUAAAAUUUUGAUAAUCAAGAUUUAUAUCAAUUCUCUUUGAACCAAGGAAAUGACUAAAUUUAGCAAGAUAGUGAGGAAUAGUAAAUUCUUGAUUAAUACUAGAGCUUUGAAGAGGAUGAAUUAAAUGAUGAAGACUCAAUUAGUAUAAUACAAGAAUAGAAUUCAAAUCAACAACCUAAAGAAAUGUUUAAAUAAUAGAUAUAUACUGAACCUUUAGCAGGUUUUACAAUUUAGGACUCUGAUUGUAAGUUGCAAAAAGAGCAAGAAUAAAAUCCAGAGGAAAGCUAGAUUUUGAAAGAUCACAGUAAAUUUAGAAACCCUUAAGAGAUGAUGGAACAUCUACUAGGUGGUAGAGCUAAACAUCAGUAAAUUCCAUUUUUUACUGAACUUAUUCCUGAUUUCGAUUUUGAGAUGUUCUUUAGCGAUACAAUGAAGGUGUUCUAUAAACAGUACGAGGAUGAUUAUAAAAUCUGCUCCUGCAGCUCUUGUGAUAAACUUUAGUAUCCAAUUCUCAUUAAUAAGGAUAAAGACCCGAAUUCAUUUAAAGGAUUACAUGCAAUAUAUCUCUCUUAAUUUAUAAAUCAGCAAUAAGAUGCAGCCUCUAAAUUAGAAGAUUAGAGGUAAAAUUUAUAGGAUGAAAAAAUAAAUAAUAUUAGAGUAAUGUUUUAUUGA